UUAUUCAUUAAGACAAAGGCCAAUUGAAUGUAAUGUAAGGGAGUUAUCAAAUAUAGGCCAAAUUACAGAUAUAUUGUCCACUUUGUCAAAUCCAGCACCCUUUACAAAAGUUUGGACAUCCUUGUAUAAGACUUUUGUUCAUCUUCAGAAUACAAAUAAAUAUCUUUUUGAUAAAUUCAUAUCUUUCUAACCCUCAUAGACAGCACAGAUACUACCACAAACAAUGUCCAGAAAUGUAGCACAAACAUAAUGUAUACUGCUGUGUCAGUAGCACCACACAGAUACAUUGUUUUCAUUCAGUUCAAAGUAUAAACAACAUAUCCACUAUCCACAUUACUUUGAUGAAUUUUUCAUCAAAAAGUCUUUUCCUUCAUGCAAACCUGAGCUGAAGGUAAACCUUGAGCUGCAGAGUCCAUGUUGCUGGUUAUUUCUCAGGACAGAUUAACAUUCCCAAUGAAUUCCCUACAUUACCUCUCCAACAGCUCUGGGGCUCCUAAAAGGUGAGAGAUGCCCCUUCAGAUAACAGCGCCACAUGCACACUCAAUGCCUAAGGAACUGUUUUAGACUGGGAUUCUCAUCAGGGGCCAGGUUACUGGGCACAAAUGUAUAAAAAGGGUUUGAGGGGUGUGUUUAGCCGUGUCCAAUGGAAAAUUCUUGGAUUCAAGCCAUGUGAGGUACACAGGGACAGAGAGAAAGAAAGGAAGAUACAGCAGAAAGUAACCAGCAGAAAGUUCUAGCUCAUUUAUUUUUAGUCAAUCUGUGUUUUGUGGUGUUAAUGAUUCAUGGUGAGGGGACAGAAAUAGGGGAAACAGAAGGUGUUGGCGCCACCUUGGCCACACUCCAGUAACCCUGCAGUGGAGUAGCUUGAUACAAGCAAGAGAUCGCAUAAAAGCAGACAGGAAACAAAGAAAGAGUACAGGAGAAGUACUAUUUACUAUCAACAGCAGUGAGUGAGACUGGGAGAAGGUAUAAGAGUGUUUGAAAUUCAGUUAGGGAGGUGGACUUAAUUUGAGAGUAAACCGAGGAGGUGCUGACUCACGUCACUGGAGACUUUGGACAAUUAAGUCCAGACAAACAUAACCUCCCUUUAGAAGCGAACACAGACGUGUCUCUGUUGAUGUCACCUUCAAGAGAUGUCCACUUCAAGAGGCGGUGUCACAGGGAACAUCUACUCUGAACCAGACUUAUUCCCAUUUAACUGAAAAGCUCCUGCAGGAAGAAACCUGGAACGAUAUAAAAGGUUGAGCACUGGAUAGACAACAGUAUGGAGGAAGUGCUUACAUAAUCGGGAUGCAUGUGGAAGUGCAACAAACUUAAUCUGCUGCCUCUUUUUACCAGGAUUUAAGGCACCAAAUUUUCUAAACACUUUGUUUUUGGAUAAACUUUGCUAAGCUUCGGCCCUUCAACUUUUGGACUCUGAAACUGAAGGAACAUUUCUAUAAAGAAAUGUCCUCAAAAUAAGAGGUGUGUACUUGAACAAUGCCUCCUCUUUAAGAAUGAGGGCUGUCAUCUGAUUUGGAAUGCUGAUAUAUCCGAUAAGCAUGUAUAUCUGAGCUGGAGGGUCAGUGUUGCACAUCAGCAGGAGAGAGAGAGCUUCUCUUCGUUGCACUGAGCCUCAUCAUCUUACCUGCAGACAGGAGAGCGAGAGAGAGGGAGGAGGAAGAGCAAAGGGAAAGGAACAUCCAGUUCUAGACUAAACAAGUUUGCAAAACAUGAGCAAAAGGGAUUUAGGUUCAACGAGGACGUUGGUUCGGUGCCAGUUUCAAGAUCGCUACAAAGACUGAAAACAUCCCAGGGUGAGGUCAGGAUAGCGGCUGUGUGAGUGUCACAAAAAAAGAAGAAAGAGCCAGACAGACAUAAUUGAAGAGACAGACAAGAAAAGAUGCCUGAAAACAAGCAGACAAUCCAGCGGACUGGAAGCUAUCUGUCUCACUCUGCUUACAGGAAGAUAAAAAGGGUGCUGAGCUUCAGAAGACGUGUAUUUGGUCAAAGGUUGGAAGAGACAGUCCUGUAUGAGAGGAGAUAUGGGGAUCACAUGGCUCCGUUGGUGGUGGAGCAGUGUGUUGAUUUCAUCCGAGAGCACGGGCUCACUGAGGUGGGACUCUUCAGACAGCCCGGCCAGGCCACAAUGGUUAAAGAGUUACAGGAAGCUUUUGAUGCUGGGGAGAAACCAUCUUUUGACAGCAGCACAGAUGUCCACACAGUAGCAUCUUUGCUAAAGCUAUACCUCAGGGAGCUGCCUGAACCUUUGGUGCCAUUUUCCCGCUAUGAAGAGUUUCUUGUAUGUGGCAAAAGAAUUUCCUCAGACAGAGAAAAGGGUUUGCAAGACUUGAGGAAUCUCCUUUAUGAGCUACCUGUAGCAAACUUCAACCUUCUGAAAUACAUCUGCCAAUUCUUAAAUGAUGUGCAGUCAUACUCUAAUAUCAACAAGAUGAGCAUCCAGAACUUGGCAACUGUUUUUGGGCCAAAUAUCCUAAGGCCUAAAGCUGAGGACCCAGAAAGUCUCAUUGGAGGGGCAGCAGUUGUGCAACAUUUAAUGUCUGAACUCAUCCGUGAGCACAGCUUACUCUUCUCCCGAGAGAACUGCAAUCCUCCUGAAACAUCUUUACAAGCCACCCUCCCCAUUCAAAGACACAGUAACCUUGUGGAAUGGGUGCACGAACCACCUGCCCACCUGAGGGAACCUCUGUUAAGCAAAGAUCACAUGGUCCUUGGAGAUCAGACUGUAGCCUGUCCACACAAACACUCUCUACUGCUAAACAUGGAGGGGAGAGAGUCUUUUCAAAGCUCUUGUGACAAAAACAUUACCCAUUUAUCAGAGACAGAGCAACAAUUCCAAGAGAACUCUUCACCAACCAGCUCUGCUCUUAUUUAUGACAACUACAGUCAGAGCAGCCCAGCACAAGAAACUCUUGGUACGAGACAUGUAUUUACACCCUCCACCCCACUACCUGCCUGCUCUUCUUUGAGCAAAGAAAUGGAAGCUAGAGUGGAAAUGUGUAUUCAGUCAAGGAGCUGGCCUGAUAUAGAAGAACCCAGCUGGGGACCAGGAAAAGCGCUAGGGGAAAGUGGAGGCAGCAGUGAAGUCCAGGAUAGUACCUUAUCUGUCUAUGACAACAUAGUUACGGGGGAGCAAUAUAUAGAAGACAAGGAGAACAAAGGUACUGCCAGUAUGGCUGAGAGCAGCAGCUCUUGGUCCUCCUGUGAAAUCGCGCCUUUGGAUGGGGGCAGUGGGAGCGGUGGAGCUGCAAGCCCUUGCAAUGUCUCCCCAGAAAAGUUCUCUUCAUUCAGAAUGGACUCUAGAGAAGAAGAGAUUCGACCUAACUCCCCUGCCUCAUCCUCUGUUCCUACAGAUGCACCUUUAAGCACCGGCAGCAGCGAAGUCUUUUUACCAAAUGCUCCUCAAGAGCCUUUGGGCUUUCCAGCUUCCCAUGCAAUGCAGUGCCUAGUUUCUGGGCUUCGUCAACAGAUGACCAGGCAAAAGGCAGAGUACGAGGCAAAAAUCAACAGGCUGGAACAGAAGAAUAAGGUACUUCAUGGGGAAGUUGCCGGGCUGCGUUCAACUUUGGAGCAGCAGCGGCGCUGGGUCAGUGUGGCUGAGAUCAAGAUGAGAAAUGUAGAGAGAGCCCGUGCAGACGCUGAUAGACGGAAUGCCACUCUGCAACAGGAAAUGGAGCAGUUCUUCAACACAUUUGGCGAGCUUAAUGCAGAGGCCCAGAAAACCAGUCGCAUUGUUCAGAGUUUUUGAAACAUUCAUGUGCUCUACUACGAGACCAGCCUUAGUAGCAUAUUAAGGUUUCACCGUUUUAAAGCAGCGUUUUUCAACUUUUGUCAUGGAGUUACCCCGAAUAGCAUACAUUUUUGAUGUCUUUAUCUGAUACUUCCAUUCCAAGUCUGGGAGUUGCUACCAAUGAAAUGAUGGGUUGAAUUAGAAAGACAUAGUUGAGUGUUAAGCCCAAAUUAUACUUCUGCAUCGGACCUACGCCGUAGCCUUUGUGGCCUAGGCUAUGCAUCAGUUUUAUAGGCUAUGCAUCAACGUCAAUGUACAGUACACAUUCGGGCUGCUAGUUUGCAGGGUCAAAGCAUUUUGCUGGUGUAACCCGCAGGACCAUGGUAAAAGUAAAAGAAGCGGCUCGUCAAAGAAGCAAAUAGCUAUAAUAGUGGAAAAUAAACCAAGUCGUUAAUUCAUUUUUUAAAACUACAAAAAGAUGACAAUGGAACAGGAGAAAAUAACAUUCUUUCAGUCUCCACAAGGACUUGUACCACAGCAGUUCAACAGUGUUUGUCACAGACAACUCAGAUGAAACGUAAGUACAUAUGGAGAGGAUUCUAGCAGACCAAUUGCUGCGCUUGCGGUCCACUUAGAAUUUGACGUUAAGAUUUUUGGGAGGCACACAUCAGGUACAGCGUAGGCCUGUGCAUCUCUGCAUAUGCUAUGGCGUAGGUUCGAUGCAGAAAUAUAAAUUUGGCUUCACAAGUACUCCAAGACCAGGGAUGGGAAACAGCAAUAUUAAAUUAAUAACUGUUAAAAAACAGGAGUCUGUUUCAGGGCUGUAGAAAUGAGGAUGCAUUCCUGAGGGAAACCGUUGCCCCACUUUUAAGUACAGUUCUGUUGCCUGAACGACUGUGCAGACCAGCAUGUUCAAAAUAAUACUAAAGGCAAUUUUUUGCCAUUUAAAUGACAAAGGAAUGAACCAAAGUAGGAUAAAAUUUCAUGUCUAGUAAGCAUGAAUGCUUUAUUUGAGUAAAGAGAUUAAUGAAAACUAGACUCUAGGGAUGCUUUUAAUAUAAAUGAGCUCAGACUUAAAGUCUCUGCCCUGGCUGAGGAUCACUGUACAUUUUAUUUAAUUGGGUCCUGUGUAGGUACGUACCACAAGACACAGUCAUACCUUGUACACAAACAAAUUGUUCAUACAUGAAUGCAUUUGUACCAUAUGAAAUAAAACAUAAAACAAACAGUACUUUGAGCUUUUUAUUUGGCCAGCUGUAACAGAUGUUUAUUUUCUUUUCUUUUUUUUUCGCAGAGAAAAGAAUUCUCACUCGGUUUUUGUAGAUAGAGUAUUGUUUAAGGUUUUGCAUAUGUUUCAGACAGAAUUGUGAUUUGGGUAACUCCCAUCAUAGCCCACUGACAGGGCACCCAUAUGUAGCACAUCAUUACAAAACACAUGAUAGCUAAACAGACAUUACUAGCACAGAGCAGUUAGAUAUCUAUUCCUUUUAUAGGAUUUGAUUGAUGAUCAUGAGAACUGUCUUUUUAAGGCCAGCUCACACUGCACUGACAGACAUGACAACCAGACACACUCGUCUGGUUUUGUCAGAUCAGUGUCUUACCCCUCUCGGUGUCUGUUAUCAUUGGUCAGUCCUUGUUUUUGCCAAUGGAAUGUCUGAGACGUGACAUACUGUAAUCGGUUGGCUGUCAGCAUCUGGUAGUGCAGUGUACACUAGCCUUUAUGUAAAUAGUAUAAGAAGUAAAUGAAUCUCUUUGAAGUCAAUAAUUCUUUCAAGUAAUUACUGAUUCCACCUCUAAAAAAACACUGUUGUUCACAAACACACACCCUCUUCCCCAAGGGAAACAGACACCUAAAAGAAGAGAAAGUAAGCCCUUGAGAAAGUGUGAGCCAGCUUUGUUCGUUGUCUUGAAGUUAUCAAUGCCACAGAGGUCCAUCACUAGUGUUCAUAACAGGAAUCAAUGAGUCCACAACAGCGAAACUAAUGUGCAUGAGGCUCCGAAAUGAGAAUGGAACACAAUGCACUAUUGCGUUGUUGUAAUACAUUAUCACUGUGCUAACAGUAAAUUGAAGCACCAAAACAAAUCUCACAAGCUCAAGGAGACCAGGAAAUGUGAUGUUUGAGAAAACAGACAAAGUGGCAUGGGUAGCAAACAUCCCAGCCUGCUGAAAAAAAAAAAAAAAAAAAACCUCGAUUGUAGGUCAAUUACCAUCAAUCAUUUUGUGAUCUCCAGGCCAAGCUGCAGAGACACUAAGAGUGAGAAGCUUAAGGCAUGAAAAUUAUGGUGAUGCUAAGUUCAUCCUUGAGUACUGUCCAUCAGUGUAGGAUCCAUCCACUGAUAUUCCCAUUUCAGUCUGAGCUUAGAGGAACACAAACUCAAAACCUAAACAACCAAAGAUUUCUGCAAUGUCCCUAAGUCUGGGAUUCCUUGUGUUAUCAUGCAUAAAAUUAAUGUAGAGUACAGGACACAUCAUCAUACAUAUCUACAAGACUAGAGGGAAAAGAAAGCAGAAAGGUGAUGAACAUGUGGGUUUCCAUCCUGAUUACCACUGUUACCACAAGAUCCAAAACAGGUCUCUAAGUGCAUGGUUACCUACAGUGUAUCACUGAUUCGCAAGUCUGCAAACAGCAACCUAAGACUAAAGAGACACGUAUAAAAGGAAAUUAAAUUAUACGGCCUUGAUAAUUCAUUCAAACAUGAAAAUCCUUUUUGUGUUUUACUGAAUGGACAUCUUUAAAGACGAGAAAACUGCAGAAAUAAAAAUCCACUGACAAGUCUAUUAACAAAAGGAAUCAUAAAUUUGCUUUGUACAACAUUCUUAUGGGCUUUUCAAGUUGGAGGAGAUUAAAAAAGGCAAUGGUUUGCAUUAGCUCAUGCAAUUAAACGUACAAUCUUUCGAGAUACAUCAUGAACUUGUCAGCGGUGAUUAAUUACUCUUGGAAUGAGGAACAGGGGCUUUGAUUAGAAUGUUGCAUCCACAAUGUUCCAUUGGAUAUCUUGAAUUGUUUGUUCUUUUUUUUUUUUAAGCAGAAUAUUCUCACUUUUAAAUUCUAUGUGCAAUUUUUAAAUCGAUUUCAAGUUCCAUCUACAUAAAUUGUUUUACAGUACAUAUGCUAAAGCAUAUUCAGAAUCUGUAAAAAUCGUUCCACAGCACAAAGAAAAAAAAGGACAUUUACACAAAAUCUAUGUACGUAUAUAUACACACACAACUACACCCUAACCAACCGAAAAGCAUCAUUAGGUUCGCUUUUAAAAUGGGUGUAUGGUGACUAUGUACAGAGGCAGGCACUAUUGUUCUGUUUCUAGGUGUGUUUAGGCUUAUUUCAGUGAGCUGUAGUUACACUGUCUGUCUAGUAAGUGUUCUUUGUUAAUAUCAUGCAGCAAUACUUGUCACAGGAACUCAUUCCAAAGGGGCUGGCUAGCUAUAACGUUUUCCAAGAAUUUAUAUCUGUGCUUCUUUUAGGUGAUGAAAUGAAUGGUAAUAUGAGAGAGAGAGAGAGAGAGAGAGAGAGAGAGAGAGAGAGAGAGAGAGAGAGAGAGAGAGAGAGAGAGAGAGAGAGAGAGAGAGAGAGAAAGAGAGAAAGAGAGAAAGA
Messenger RNA from Puntigrus tetrazona (Sumatra barb), 7323 nucleotides. Its product is annotated as rho GTPase-activating protein 24. The transcript is spliced from 7 exons. Gene Ontology annotation, molecular function: GTPase activator activity. Lineage: Eukaryota; Metazoa; Chordata; Actinopteri; Cypriniformes; Cyprinidae. Gene Ontology annotation, cellular component: focal adhesion. Bases 1883 to 3748 code for a protein of 621 amino acids. The record is from RefSeq and is a predicted model, not a curated record. Gene Ontology annotation, biological process: wound healing, spreading of epidermal cells; signal transduction; negative regulation of ruffle assembly.